Molecule: messenger RNA, 2313 nt
Organism: Rotaria sp. Silwood1
Lineage: Eukaryota; Metazoa; Rotifera; Eurotatoria; Philodinida; Philodinidae
Source: the annotation of a GenBank genome assembly
GAACGAGUUUUUCAUGCAAAAGAUAAGUUUCUAUGUUUUCAUAAACAAGUUCUAUGCUGUUUUUUCUCAAAUAUUUUUCACUGGAUAACAGGUGAAGAAAGUCGCAAUAUCACCAUUGCGUUGGAAAUGUUUUCUCAUGUAAAUAGAAAUAAUAGAUAGCAAAUGUAUCGUUUAUUUGUGUUUUUAACAUAUUAUUGUUCUAGCUACAUAGAAAAAAAAAUUGAAAUGAUUAUCUAAAACAAAAAAAUAUAUACCUUUAAGAAACAUUUGAGUAGCAAUAAAAAUUAGUAAAACAAUUGUUUUUUUUAUCAUACCAUCAUAUUUUUCAUAAUCAUAAACAAUCAUAUCUACAAUUGUCAAUUCACUUUCAACUAGGGAUAAUGAUAGUCAUGUAACACGAACUUCAUGAUGAAGAAUAACAAUAUUGCGUUGAUUAGAUUCAUAAGAUAAACUUUUAGAUAAAUAAGCACAUAAUACAUCAAGUGGAUUGAAAUAUUUUUUACUGUUUAACAAUAAUAGAACAAAGUUGUUUAUUUAUAGAUACAGUAUGUUUUAAUCUUACUAAGUCACAUAUUAAAUCUUUCUAUAUAAGAUCAUCAUUAGAUUGUAAAUUUAAAUAUUAUUGAUCAUUAAAUAAAUCGAGAUGAAUUGAUUCAAGUAGAUUUUGAUAAAAGUUCUUUCAAAUAAAGUACUUUCUCAAUAAAAUGUUUUUCUUUUCAUUUUACUUUAUAAUUUAAGGUUUCUCGAAGUAUUGUUGUACUGCAUUCAUUUUCCAUUAUAGUACUAUUAGAUUCAUAUUUGACAAUCUAAUUUUAAAAAUAAAAUAAUUAGACUUUUUAAUGACACUUUUUACUUUACUUUUAUUUAAUACUAAGUUGAAUUGAGUACAAUUUUAAGAGUAUUACGAGGAGAAGAACUAGAAAAAGAAAAAGAUUUUAUAAAUUUGAAAAUUUCAGAUCUUUUUUUAUAUCUAAAUAUAUAUUCUAAUCGAUAUAGAUAAUACUGUGAAAAGCAACAGAAUUAUUAAAUAUACAAGAUAUUCAGGUAAGAAUCUCGAUUCAUUUGAUCAUCCCAAUGGUUUUAUAUCAAUUCAACUAUCGAAAUGAUAUACAUCUAUUAGAUAUUUUUGAAUAAGUUUAUUUUCUCUUCCUAAUUAUUUUUUAGUUUGUUUUUAUUUUUAUUUUUAUUUGACGUUUCAGAUGGUAAUACCGUCCUUCUUCAGAAGAUAAUAUACAAAUGGAGUUGAGAAAUUUCUUUACAUAUACGCGCAUAGUUAGAUUUGUUUAUUUCUUUCUUUUUAUUUAAUAGUGGUACGGACCAGAGCUGCCGGUCUGCUCUGUCGCCUGACAGGAAACAGGCCAGGCUACCAGGCCUGAUCAGGUCGAAAAUUUUUUGGCUUGACCAGCAGGCAGUCCAGGCUAAACUUCGUUGCCUGGGUCAUUUUAUUUGCAAUUUUUUCAGUAGUCAUAUUGAAAAUGGUGAUGGCGCCACAAACUAGUGAUUUCACACAUUUAAUUCACGAGUUAUGAUUGGCGAGCAAUCUAUUGGUUCAAAAUAGUGAAUGAGUAAAUAGAAUAAUAGAAUAAAUAAAUAAAACAAAGAGUACAGUAAUAUUCACGAAACUUUUAUUUCAAAAUAUUCGAAUAUCAAUUUUUUUUCUUUUAAAACACUCAUUUUCUUUCCUUUAUAUUUUUUAUAGGUAUUCGUAUAGAUGAAAGAAUGUCAACCGAUGAUAUUCAUAUUUUAUCAUCUUCGUCUGAUUCACCUAUUUUAAUAUCAUCAAAUUCUUCAUCAACAUCAUCAAAUCAAUCGUUAUCAUCAUCAUCCGUAGAACUGACUUCAUAUUCAAGUGAACGUAUUUAUUAUUUAUUAAAAAAUGAAAAACAACAAUAUACUAUUAUCAAGAAUAAAGUUUCACCACCUGUUGGUUCUUAUUGGUCUAUAUUUGGUUUUCCAGCUAAACUUAACAAAAAACCGAUUUGGAAUGAUAUUCGUCCUGUUUCUACCAUUGAAGAUGAUGGGCUUCGAGCACUUGUUCAAGAAUGUAUAAGAUUAGGUAUGGAUGUUUUAUAUUUAGUAUGUACUAAAUGCAUUUUUUUAGGUAGUAUUUAUGGUAAUAUUGAAGUUAAUGAUAUUCUUCGUUGUCGUUCAACAAUUUCUAGUCAUAUUCAAAUUGUGACUGAAACCUGUCGUGCACGUAAUAAAAAAUUUUUGGAAGAACCCUACAAAAAUGGGUGCUUAUCAAUAUCACCUGAUUUUUACAAAAAAACUGGUGAAAAUAUAUUAAUUGUAAUGUUAUUUUUUUACCAAUAA